Mercurialis annua (annual mercury) is the source of this 1212-nucleotide messenger RNA. Its product is annotated as protein FD. Gene Ontology annotation, biological process: positive regulation of DNA-templated transcription. Gene Ontology annotation, cellular component: nucleus. The record is from RefSeq and is a predicted model, not a curated record. Lineage: Eukaryota; Viridiplantae; Streptophyta; Magnoliopsida; Malpighiales; Euphorbiaceae. The coding region runs from base 112 to 906 and encodes 264 amino acids. Gene Ontology annotation, molecular function: DNA-binding transcription factor activity. The transcript is spliced from 3 exons.
AUUAGCCCCAAACAACGAAAAGGAGGUAGUAUAAUAAAGCUUAAAAAACUUAAGAAAGAAACCCUUAAAUAUCCUCUCUCAUUAUUUCAUUUCAUUUGUUUUGUCUUCCAAAUGUUGUCUCCCUCAGCUGGUGAAGACACCGGCGGCUACGGCAACACCAAAAUCAAAACCAAAAAAGCUUCUUCAUCUUCUUCUUCAUCUUCCACUUCUUCAUCUUCUCCUGCUCCAUUUUCACCUUCAGAUUCAAAUCUCCAUUACCAAACCAGUAACAAUAACACCCAACAAAAAUCUAAAACUAUGGAAGAAGUUUGGAAAGACAUUGCCUCUUCUACCGAUCAUCACCAAGACCUCUCGAGACUCCACAACCCUCCAUCUAAUUUCAUUCUUCAAGAUUUCUUUUCUAGACCUUCAAGAAUAGUCUCCGCCGCCACCACUCAUGGUACAGACACUAUCAUCACUGCUCCGCCACCUCCGGCGACGGUUCUCAGCUUGAACCCUUCAGCUCCUUCUUUUGACUUUCUUGACAACUCCGAUCCUCUAAUCAUACGGCCCACUUCUCAUUUUCAUGUCUCGAAUGCGGCCAACCCUUUUGAAAAUUUAGAUACAUCCACUGGUUUGCCUUCUUUUGUAAAGAAAAGGGUUCAAGAAUCUGACGGUAGCUCGUGUGAUCGCCGCCAUAAGAGAAUGAUCAAGAACAGAGAGUCAGCUGCCCGAUCGAGAGCAAGAAAACAGGAACUAAACUGUCUCUCUUUUUAUGCUUACACUAAUGAGUUAGAGCUAGAAGUAGCUCAUCUUCUUGAAGAAAAUGCAAGACUCAAGAGACAACAAGAAGAGUUAUACUUGGCUGCAGCUGCUCAACUACCUAAAAAGCACACUCUUCAUCGAACGUCAACGGCUCCAUUUUGAGUAGUGUAAUAUAAUGACUGACUGCUUUCAAUUUUUAGGUAAUCUAAGUGAGUCUUCUUUAACAUUAGCAUAGUUCCUUUUGGGGUGAAAUGAGAAAGAAUAGGGGAAGAAAGGGAAAUAAUGAGCUUUUGUGGGGUUGUUUUGGGUUAUUAUUCUCUUUGGUUUAUGUUCAAAGUGUAUUUUUUUUGGCAUGAUCCAAAUUAGGCAUAGGCUGCAACAUUUUUCUUUGGUGGGUCUUGGCAAAUUUGUAUAUUGUUGUCACUUUGCUCCCUUUAAAUUAAUAUCUUUAUUAAUUAGUCAUUUCAA